Messenger RNA from Diaporthe batatas, 1698 nucleotides. RefSeq lists its product as uncharacterized. The transcript has 5 exons. Gene Ontology annotation, biological process: transmembrane transport. Gene Ontology annotation, molecular function: transmembrane transporter activity. The coding region runs from base 1 to 1698 and encodes 565 amino acids. The record is from RefSeq and is a predicted model, not a curated record. Lineage: Eukaryota; Fungi; Ascomycota; Sordariomycetes; Diaporthales; Diaporthaceae.
AUGGAGAUCUCGAAGAGCGAGGGCGAGACGCCCGCAGUUUCCCAUCACCCAGAUCCGCGCGUCUCAUCAGAUAAGCACCACCAUGGCAAGCAGCCCGCUAUCGUGCCUAUCGAGGAAGAGGCUCUCGAGGAUGCCGAGCAUAUCCAUCUAUCCUGGAGGUCCUGGCUUGUUGUCUUCAUCACUUGCUUUGCUAUUAUGGCACAAGUCUUUGUGGUGGUUGCAGCCGGCUCGGUCAUCGCCUUCAUAAUUCGUGAACUUGGUGAAGCACCUCUGGCCGGUUGGGUCAUUCAGGGCCCGCUCCUGAUGCAAAGCGUCCUCUCCCCAAUCGUCGGCAGGUUGUCCGAUGUCCUCGACCGAAAAUACCUCGCAGCUAUUCCUCCCCUCAUUGCGUUCGUCGGCGCAAUAAUCUCCGCGAAAGCGACGUCGAUGAGCAUGUUGAUAGGCGGAGGUAUACUCAUUGGCACGACACUAGCAACCAUAGCUAUCGUCCAGGCCAUCCCCUCCGAGAUCCUGCCUCUAAAGUAUCGUGCUCUGGCAAACGGCUUCUCAUUCAUGGGAGGUGCUAUCGGCGGACUUGUUGGUGGCCUAGGCGCCGGAGCAGUCACAAACGUCGACGUGGCGGGCUGGCGCUACAUCUUCUGGAUUCAGGCUGCUUUCCACGGUGCCACGUCUCUAGGGCUCCUGCUAUUUUACUGGCCGCCAAAGAACCGCGAGUAUCCCAAGAUGAGGCUGAAGGAUUAUAUCUGGGCGUGUGAUCCUAUUGGCUCCACCCUCUUCGUCUGCAGUGCCACCCUGAUGCUCCUCGCCCUCGACUGGGUCGGAGAGUGGAAAGGACGCACAGAUGGUCUUAUCGCCCACGUUUUCUUCCGCCGAAACGCGAACUUCGCGCUCUCUACAUUUGCGUUUGCUGUUGAGGGUUGGAUCUUCUACAGCGCCGUCAACUCCGUCGUGCCACAAAUCGUGCUCCAUCUUGGAUUCGAGACAGACGCCUGGACAAUUUCCAUCAGGCAGCUCAGCUACAGUCUGCUCACCAUGUUUGCUUCUAUCCCCAUAACGUGGUACGCCACUGCAUACAAGGACAUGAGAUCUCCGCUCCUGGUGACGUUUGGGAUCUUCCUCGUCGUAACCAUCUGCUACGCAUGCAUCAAGCCAACCUGGAGCAAACCCCAGAUCGUCUUCAACGUGCUGGCCGGAAUCGGCCAAUCCGGACCCUUAACACUCCUUGUCGCCUGCGUGCAAUUUACUGCUCCCCACGCCUACCUAUCAACAGCCACGGGCAUGGCAUUCUCCGCCCGUGCCAUUGGCGGUGCAUUUGGCUCGGCCGUCCUCAACGUGAUCAUCAACGGCCACCUGGCUGGCAACUACGCGCCGGCAGUCGGCAGGGCCGCCACCGACGCUGGUCUCCCCGCAUCCAGCAUCCCUGAUCUUUUGGCGGCGUUGGAGUCCGGACUCAUGACGGGAGUCGAAGGGGCGACACCGGCUGUCUGGUCCGCCGCGGCCGAAGAGAGCAAGUGGCAGUAUGCCAAGGCCUAUCAGCUGGCGUGGGCAAGUGUGAUCCCCUUUGUCGUGCUCGCAAUCGUGGCCGUGGCUUUCCUCAGGGGUGUAAAGGACUUGAUGACUGAGAAGGUUGAAGCCACUGUUGAACAUGUAGAUGAGAAUGAAGGAAAGAAGUGGGAGAACUCAUCUGUGGCCGCUUAA